AUGCGGCAAUCAGCAACUCUGCUCGGGCUGUGUGCCAUCCACGCUGCCAUUGCCAACAGCAAAGUCAUAACAGCAGACUAUGGAUCUUGUCAUGACGCCUGCAUCCUUCUCUCUGACGCAGUCUCAGUCGAGCUGACUGGCAGUUACGUGUCUGAUUUCAAACAGAACCCCACGGUCACAGACGGAGAUUCUGUGAAAUCUCUCUUUUGGGCGCAGCAGCAGCAGUCUAUCCAGCCAGCGUGUCUUGUCCACAUUCAAUCUCCCAGAGAUGUGGCAGCCGUCAUAUCGGUCUCGCGCAGGACUGGUUGCCCCUUCGCUGUUCGCGGUGGGGGCAAAUCAGAUAUUCCAGGUGCCAGCAACAGCGAUGGUGGCAUCACCGUCAAUAUGGCGGGCUUGAACAGUGUCGAAUUCGACGAAAGUGAAAGCUUAGUCCGGGUCGGCGCAGGCGCAAUCUGGGGCGAUGUGUACAAGGAGCUGGAAAAAUCAAACAACACCGUUAUAGGCGGCCGACUCACUUCAGUUGGUGUUGGUGGACUACUACUAGGUGGUGGACUGAGCCACUUCUCCGGCCGUCACGGCUGGGGGUGUGACAAUAUUCGCAGCUACGAGGUGGUCCUUGCAAAUGGCACUCUAGCAACCGCCUCCAAAACAUCAAACCCGGACCUCUAUCGCGCUCUGCGCGGUGGUGGAAACAACUUUGGCGUUGUCACUCGUUUCGAUCUUGACACAUUCCAGCAGGGGCCAAUUUGGGGAGGACUGCAUGUGUGGCCGCUGCUGCCAUCAGUGACUUCUGCCGUCACACGCGGCUUUGUCAAGUUCGCACACGACGCUCCGUCCGAUCCAUACACGUCACUGUUUGCUGGCUUGGGCUUCAUGCAGGGUCACUUUGCUUGGGCCGUAGGGCAGUAUGACACGCUAGGAAGGGUUGAACCUGCCAUCUUCACCCAGUUCAAAGACGAUGUGGAGGUCUUUGGCUCACCGAAGAUUGCCAGCACGGCGAGAGUGAGUUCAUUGAUGGACUUCGCAGAGGAGCUGAACAACGCAGAACCUCCCGGUAAGCGGAGUCGGUUCACAACAGCAACCUUCACCGCCGACGAAGGACUGUUGGCGCUCAUGGCGCACGCGUUCGUGGAACAAGUCCAGAAGGCGCUAGACAAUGGACUGAAGGAGGACAAGCUAUUUGCACCCAUGUUGGGAAUCCAACCAAUAACCAAGAACAUCUUGAAAGCCUCAGCCGAUCGUGGCGAAAACAUGAUGGGUCUCCAUGAUGACAAGGCGCCUUUGAUCCUCUGUUCUUUCGGAUGGGAAUGGUCUCAUGAAUCCGAUGAUGAGAAGGUCAUCGCUGGUAUCAAGUCCGUGUUUGAUCAGUCCGUCUCAGCUGCCAAGGAGAGAGGCCUGUAUCAUCCCUUCAAGUACAUGAACUACGCGGCAAAAGAACAGGAUCCUGUUGGCAGCUAUGGGGACGAGAACAUCAAGUUCUUGAAGCGAGUUCAAAAAGUUUAUGACGCAGAGGGCGUUUUCUCUGCAUUGGUACCCGGAGGCCACAAGAUUAACUAAGUCACUAUCGAGUUCAAG
This is a messenger RNA of Boeremia exigua, 1575 nucleotides long. RefSeq lists its product as uncharacterized. Bases 1 to 1557 code for a protein of 518 amino acids. NCBI's taxonomy places the organism in Eukaryota, Fungi, Ascomycota, Dothideomycetes, Pleosporales, Didymellaceae. The record is from RefSeq and is a predicted model, not a curated record. Gene Ontology annotation, molecular function: FAD binding. The transcript is spliced from 4 exons.